AUGGACCCAGAAAAUCAAUCCGAAUGGACCAAGCCAGCUUGUGAACGGCACAUACCCUUUUGGCGCCAAGUGAUAGACCAAGGAGCAAUUACUCAGGAUGUUCUGCAUCAUAAUUAUCCUGGGUCGGGGACGGAAACAGAACCCUUCCUAGUCUCCUGGCUGCCAGAUGACCCCAGAAACCCUAUGCUCUUCACAACAUUCAAGAAGGUCGGCAUCACAGUCGUCGUCUCCACAGCAACAUUGGCCGUUGCCCUCGCUUCCUCAGCAUAUUCUGGAUCUACCAAACAAGUGAUGGAGGGCUUGGACGUCGGCACGGAGGUUGCAACGCUGGGACUAUCGCUUUUUGUUAUCGGCUUUGCACUCGGACCAUUGUUCUGGGCCCCGCUAAGCGAGUUCAUUGGUCGCCAAUAUCCCUUCAUUGUCUCAUUUGGCGCGAUGACAGUCUUUUUGGCUGGAUGUGCCGGCGCACAGAAUAUACAGACCUUGUUGGUUCUGCGUUUUCUAGCAGGCACAGCGGGAUCAUCUCCACUGACAAAUGCCGGGGGUGUGAUCAGCGAUAUGUUUCGAGCUGAGCAACGGGGACUUGCUCUAUGCCUCUUUGCAGCAGCACCCUUCAUGGGGCCUGUUAUUGGACCGGUCAUUGGUGGAUUUCUGGGAAUGAAUGCUGGAUGGAAAUGGGUGGAAGGCUUCCUGGCUGCGCUUUCAGGAGUUUUGUGGCUUAUGAUGGCAUGCUUCGUCCCUGAAACGUACGCGCCAGUUCUUCUCCGCCAAAGAGCAAAGCGUCUUUCACAGAAAACUGGCAUGGUUUAUCGCUCAAAGCUAGAUGUCGAGAAUGAAGGUUCCGUUUCUUUGAAACGGAUGUUCGCCACCUCUUUAUUGAGACCUUGGGUUCUGCUAUUUCGGGAGCCUAUUGUAUUUAUGUUAUCUAUAUACAUCGCUAUCAUUUAUGGUGCACUCUUCAUGAUGUUCGCCGCGUUUCCGAUUGUGUACCAACGUGGCCGGGGCUGGAACCAAGGCGUGGGAGGACUCGCCUUCAUGGGCAUUGCUGUGGGUAUGAUUGUCGGAACAAUCUACACAAUUCCAGACAACAGACGCUACACGCGAACGGUCAAAAGACAUGGAGGGUUCGCGCCUCCAGAGUCACGCCUGCCACCGGUGAUGCUCUCUGCAGUGUGUAUUCCUGUCGGUCUCUUUUGGUUCGCAUGGACCAACUCCCCGUCCGUUCAUUGGAUGGCCAGUAUAGCAGCCGGCGUUCCUUUCGGCUGUGGGAUCGUUCUUCUAUACCUAGGCAUCAUGGGCUACCUUAUCGAUUCUUAUACAAUUUUCGCGGCGUCUGUCUUGGCGGCUAAUGCGGUUCUGCGAUCUCUGUUUGGAGGGAUUUUCCCGCUCUUCACGGCGUACAUGUAUGAAGGACUGGGGAUUCAUUGGGCCUCCUCAAUCCCCGCCUUUCUUACGGUCGCAUGUAUGCCUUUUCCAUUUAUUUUCUACCGAUACGGGGAAGCGAUUCGCAAGCGAUGUCCGUAUUCUGCCCAGUCAGAAGUGUACGUGCGAAAGUUACAGGUGGCAGCGCAGCAGAGCGAAAAUGUCUCCGUCGCAGACGCAGACACCGACGCCGUCCACGCCGCCAUCGACGGCCGAGUCUGGUUCUUCCCGGAGUCCGACGUCGCGAACGGAUGGGAUACGCCUGCUGGUAACGGCAGUGAACUAUGGUACCAGAUCAGCUUCGAGUCUUCAACCAAGACUGCGAGCGCGGAGAUUGCCUUUUUCGCUAAUAGCACGCAAGGCUUUGAUGCUCCUGAGAAAUAUAGUAUUCAGGUCAACGUAUCCGGCGAGUGGGCAGAAGUGUCAAACGCGAAUUAUAGUUCCCCGGUUGCGAACGGAAUUACCCGGGCCACUUGGGAUGGCGUCGACGCGGAUAAGAUCCGACUUGUUUUCGCGCCGCAAGAGGAGAAAAAGGUUCGGCUGGUGGAGUUCAAGGUUUUCGGGGAGGUUGUGGCUGAGAAUUGA
Aspergillus oryzae RIB40 is the source of this 2007-nucleotide messenger RNA. Its product is annotated as MFS transporter. NCBI's taxonomy places the organism in Eukaryota, Fungi, Ascomycota, Eurotiomycetes, Eurotiales, Aspergillaceae. Gene Ontology annotation, biological process: transmembrane transport. Gene Ontology annotation, molecular function: transmembrane transporter activity. The coding region runs from base 1 to 2007 and encodes 668 amino acids. The record is from RefSeq and is a predicted model, not a curated record. The transcript has 2 exons.